Malassezia pachydermatis is the source of this 852-nucleotide messenger RNA. RefSeq names its product transmembrane protein. Gene Ontology annotation, biological process: protein folding in endoplasmic reticulum. The record is from RefSeq and is a predicted model, not a curated record. NCBI's taxonomy places the organism in Eukaryota, Fungi, Basidiomycota, Malasseziomycetes, Malasseziales, Malasseziaceae. Gene Ontology annotation, cellular component: EMC complex; membrane. Bases 1 to 852 code for a protein of 283 amino acids. The transcript is spliced from 3 exons.
AUGGAGCAGUCCCUGCUUCUUGAUAGCUCCCUGCGCAACUGGGUGCUCUUGCCCAUUACAUUGGUCAUGGUUCUUGUCGGUGUCUUCCGUCAGAACCUCCUCCAACUCCUCGAAGGCAAGCCCAAGUUCGGCACGUUGGCCGCAGCUCGGCAACAGUACGUACAUAACGCUACUUAUGCCAGAAACAUCCUGCAACGCUCGGCGACCUUGCGCAUGAACUACCCUGUUAUUCCUCCUGCCAGCGUUCAGAUCCGCAAGACGUUCCUCUCUCGCGUCCUGGGCGACGGCUCGUACCUCGACCCGGAGACCAAAAAGGCGCUGGAAAAGGCGAAGAACAGGAAGCUGGAUGAAAUGCCCGAAUCGCCCUUCAACGAGGCGAUGAUGGAAGGCAUGUUUGAGCAGGCCAAGAAGAGUAUGGUCAUGAUGAUUCCGCAGACGGUGAUUAUGGGCUGGGUCAACUUCUUCUUCACAGGCUUUGUCCUGAUUCGUUUGCCCUUCCCCCUGACGCAGCGUUUCAAGAUCAUGCUUCAGCGUGAUGUAGAUACCUCUGACUUGAGUGUGUCGUGGGUCUCGUCCUUGAGCUGGUACUUCCUCAAUCUGUACGGCCUGGACGCCAUUUACCGCUUGGUCCUGGGCAACUCACAAGUGGCGGAUUCCAUGCGUGAUAUGGCGGCGUUUGGCGGUGGCGCAGCGCUGGUCAACCAAACGCAAAUGCCCGGUCAGGUCGUCGAUCAUGCCAAGCUGCAUGAGGCGGAACGCGAUAGUCUUGAGCUGAUCGGCGCUGUGACGACCAAGGAUGUGACAUGGAUCGGCGAUGGCGUCGAGGAGCGUGUCCUGCAAUGGUACGCCUAA